UUUCCGUCAAUGAAUCUAAAACAAGGAUAACGCAGAGUGUUUUAUGCUUUAAAUGAAAUCCAGGUGUCGAACCAGGAAGCAGGAUAAUGAUGUAAUAUAAAUGACACGUUUUCAAAGCGUUGGAACUAAAGUAAUUUUGUCUGCGUCCGUAUAUUUUAUUCAAAGUAAAGGAGGAUUUACAGCGUUUUUAAAAAGACAGAUAUGAAUGUGACUGGUUGUGUCGUAUUAAUUACAAUUUUGUUCAUAUGUAACAGUUGCAUGUGCUGUAAAAGAAAAAGACGAGAAAACAAGAGCACGAGAAGAAGUGGACAAAAGUCAUAUCUAGAAAUUUUAGAAAUUUUGAAAGAAGAAGAAAGAAUGAGAAAACACCCCUACAAUAGAUACUGCCCAUCUCAUUCUAAGUGUAGUGUUGGUAAAAGAAGCAUUCAGGAUGAUGAGACGGACUUCUUUGGAGAUCCCUGUGACUUUAACACUUAUGACAUCGAUGAAAAUGGAGAAAUAUCAUUGGAUGAACUGUUGGCUAUUUCUGGAAAUAACGAUGAAAGCAAACGUCUCUUUCUGAGUUUAAAUAAUGGAAAAGAAGACGGGGUCAUUACCUUAAGUGAGUUCACUGAAGCUGCACCAAAGUACAUUAAAGAGUGUAUUGAAUCUGAUAAGAAGAACUGAAUUAGAAAUUAUAAGUUUUCAUUCCACGUGUGAUUGUCAUUCACUGAGAAAAAGUUGUUUGCUGUCGCUCUUGGUGCAUGUUACUAUUUAUUAAGGGUCCUUCCUUUAUUGUAUUCGGCAUAAUUUUAUGAUAUGUGACUUCAAAAUACCAUAACGAUAUGUUCAAGACCUGCCAAGCAUAUUUUGCUGAUUUAUUUUUCCUUACGACCUUAUCCUUAUUGGUUCAAUUGUUUAAAAAUUACCCUACUUGAUUUAUAUGAUUUAUAUGUCGUAAGUAAAAUGCGAGUAUAUUAAUGCCACUCUUCCAUAGAUAUACACGACUAUACACCCAUUAUACAAUGUGAUAAGAAACAGAAAGUAUUACAUACUUUUAUUUAUUUCGUAUACUCAUUUCAUAUCAACAUCGGUAAUUUACGAUGGUCUUUCAAAUGGUAGUACAAAUACUAGAAAACAUUUUCUUCGUCACCUGCUGAUUUGCAGCCAGGCUUUAUUGCUUAUCAAAGACUAACUCAACAUUUUCAACUUCCCUACAAUAACAUGAAAUCAUGUAUAAUAUAAUGUUAUAAUAUAUUUGGAAUAAACUUUGUAUUUUGCUUUGUCCUGAAGAAAAGUUUAUAUUACACUUUUCGUAUAAUUAUGUAAUAAUCUAUUACGUUUAUGUUGUUUUUAUUUGUUAUGAUUUUGACAUAUAUAGAUACAAAGCUAUAAUUCAGAAUUACCAACUUAUUUUGGAAUUAAUAUUUCGUUAAUUUAA
Messenger RNA from Ruditapes philippinarum (Manila clam), 1420 nucleotides. RefSeq lists its product as uncharacterized. The record is from RefSeq and is a predicted model, not a curated record. NCBI's taxonomy places the organism in Eukaryota, Metazoa, Mollusca, Bivalvia, Venerida, Veneridae. Bases 202 to 666 code for a protein of 154 amino acids. The transcript is spliced from 4 exons.